Oryzias latipes (Japanese medaka) is the source of this 3522-nucleotide messenger RNA. RefSeq names its product LIM domain kinase 1. NCBI's taxonomy places the organism in Eukaryota, Metazoa, Chordata, Actinopteri, Beloniformes, Adrianichthyidae. Gene Ontology annotation, cellular component: neuron projection; cytoplasm; nucleus. Gene Ontology annotation, biological process: protein phosphorylation; actin cytoskeleton organization; positive regulation of stress fiber assembly. Gene Ontology annotation, molecular function: protein binding; protein serine/threonine kinase activity; ATP binding. The record is from RefSeq and is a predicted model, not a curated record.
UGUGUGUGUGGUGGGGGGUCUAUACCGGAGGGAAAUUGGCCAGCUGGUGGUCAGAGGGUCAAAAUGUUUUUCUUAUUCAACCACACUGCAAUGUAAAGAGAACUCAUGCACAGGAAGCCUUGAAACGCAUGGAGGGAGUGAGCAGCAAACUAAAAAGACCACGCCUGCCAUUGCUCGCAGCUGAGUGCACGUAUGAUCUGCUCAUGACUGCAUGCAGCACUUCCUCGCCUAACUGGGUGGACUGCGUCUUGACUUCUGGAGGGGCAGAAUGUCACGACGGGAUCAGAGAUUUAGGAAAGGAGUCAAAGGGUGGUGCUGUGAGUGUGACUGCAUCCUGUCUCACUGGUACUAUGAAAGGGAGGGUCAACUCUUCUGCAAGAAACACUACUGGUCCCGCUUUGGAGAACACUGCCACGGCUGCAAGGAGACCAUCUUGACAGGACUCAUCAUGGUUGCUGGAGAACAAAAGUACCAUCCUGAGUGUUUCACCUGCGUAAACUGUGAAAUGGUCAUUGGAGAUGGAGACACGUACACGCUUAUUGAACGAUCCAAACUGUACUGUGGCCACUGCUUCUGUCAGGGUGUGGUAACAGAUGGGAGGUCAAUUCUUACCAAGAGGCCCCACAUGGUGGCGCUGGUCACUCUCCCUCCCCAUGGAAGGAAAGGCCUGACUUUUGCAGUUGACUUGAAUCAAGACACAGGACCUCUCAUCACAGUAACACAGUUAGACUCAACUGUCCUCAGUCCUGACCUGUUGUCUUCAGUUCAAGAAGGUGACAAAGUCCUGGAAGUCAACGGCAUUCCCGUCCAGAAUGUUUCUCCAGAUGAGAUAAACCGAGUGAUUCAAGACACAAACAGACCUCUGCAGCUGACCAUUGAACAUAAUCCACCACCUUAUCAUGAUGACCUUCAACCAGGCAUUCCUGCAGAAAACAUGAGCUCGCCUUCACCCCGCAUCCAAGACAAGCUUUCUUCCAAGCUUCCCAGUCUGGAGGAAGAACCAACUCCUCAUGAAGAAGCAGAGGAGCAGAAGACAAGACUCUCACCGCCUCAGCCACAAGGAGCCACAGGGAUGCGAUCCAGACUCAUUCUGCGCAGCUGCAGUAUCGACAAGUGUCCACUGUCCCCCAGAGCUCUGUCCCUUUUAUCUCAAAGGAAGGACAUGGUUCGCUCUGAGUCUCUCAGAGUGGACCCCGGAGAACGGACGCAUCGCAUCUUCAGACCUUCAGACCUGAUCCAUGGAGAAGUGUUGGGCAAAGGCUGCUUUGGACAAGCUGUCAAGGUAACACAUCAAGAAACGGGAGAGGUGAUGGUGAUGAAAGAGUUGAUACGCUUUGAUGAAGAGACACAGAGGACAUUCCUGAAGGAGGUGAAGGUGAUGCGCUGCCUUCAUCAUCCCAAUGUUCUCAAGUUCAUUGGACUGUUUUAUAAAGACAAGCGAAUACACUUUGUCUCUGAAUAUAUUCAGGGGGGAACACUCCGAGAAGCUAUCACAAAAAUGGACCAGGACUUUUCCUGGACUAUAAGAGUUGGUUAUGCCAAAGAUAUUGCAGCUGGAAUGGCAUAUCUGCACUCCAUGAAUGUUAUCCAUCGAGAUCUGAACUCGUUCAACUGUCUGGUCAGAGAGAAUCAUUCUGUGGUGGUAGCAGACUUUGGACUUGCCAGGCUGGUGAUGGAGGAGAAGAAUCAGAGCAGGACAUCUUCUCUAGAACGACCUGCAAAGGGGAACCUUUCAGAGCUGCGGAGACCAGACCGACGAAAACGAUACACAGUGGUGGGAAACCCUUACUGGAUGGCCCCUGAGAUGAUCCACGGGAAAAGCUAUGAUGAACGGGUGGACAUAUUUUCUUUUGGAAUCAUGAUUUGUGAGAUUAUUGGUCGAGUGAGUGCCGAUCCUGAUUACCUUCCCCGAACGAAUGACUUUGGACUCAAUGUCCCAAGUUUCCUGCAGCAGUAUUACCCUCCUGAGUGCCCCUCUGCCUUCCUGCCCCUGGCUGCUCUCUGCUGUGACAUGGAUGCUGAUAAACGUCCCUCGUUUUCAAAGCUGGAGGAGUGGCUGGACAACGUAGUGAUGCACCUGAACAUCGGUCUGCCUUUGCUCUCUGAGUUAGAGCAGCUCUGUCGGGCCUUCUGGAAGGAUUAUGACCACCUAAACCUCACUCCAAACCAGGAUGUGACUGAACAUCAGAAACUUUGCUCACAGACGGAAGAACAAACCAACAGUGCUGAACAUUGCACAGAAAAUACAAACAAUAACACAGAGUCUUACCUUUUAACUCUAAGCCAAAAUUCAAAUAUCCCACUUGAAAGUCAUUCAAAUGGGAAUCUGGAGAGACAUAGUGAUCUCAACAAUGUGAGGAAUGGAUCAAAGGACUCAAAUCUCUUGUCCCUAAAGAUCACAGACUCAGGCCAGAGUGAGUGUGACACCUGUGAGACGAUGAAUAACUCCACAGCUACACCAGAAUCUCAGCAGGAGUCCUCCGAGCCUCAGCAGGUCAAAGGCCACACCACUCUGAGUCGGUCAAGCAGGCCCAGAAGGGUGUGCAGAGUUCUGUGGGACAAGCCCCCAGAAGACACCUCUGUCCCCUGACUCCUCAUCAAAAACCUUUAGUGAAGACUUUGUGCCUUUUUCAACAAUUGGGAGUCCGUUAUCAAUCUGUGGGUGAAUGCAGGAAAAUCCUGCAGAAUACGUCUAAAAUGUGGCUAAGUAGAAAGAAAUGAUUGCGGCUUCAUACUGCUUGUGGGAAAAAAAGAGCCUUUUGUUUCGUUUUUAGGUUUAAUAAGAAAGAUUUUAGCAAAAAGAGCCAAAACAGUUUGAAGACUUCAGUAGAGUAUUUUAAGACUUUCCGUGUUUAUUUUAUUUAUUUAUUUAUUAACAGCCUGUCCUCACGUCAAAUUCAAUCUGUCAAGUUUAGCAAUUGCUCUCUAAUUUCAUCCAUGCUUUAGACGGCUGUGAAAUGCGUGUCUUGUUAUUCCAUCAUCUGUGCUGCAUUUAUUAGAAUGUGCUUGUGUACUUUUUGCCAGAAAAUGUUGGAAUUGAUCCAACGCUGAGCUGUGAAACAGUUACUGAACUGUAAAUGAUACAAUAGAGAGAAAACGGAUGACUUGAGCCAGUUCAUAGCAGAGUUUAGGGUGGAAAAGUUUCAAGGCAAAUGACAAAUUAAAGAAAAAAAUCCAGGAUGGAUUUGAAUAUUGUCAACUUAUUGACCAGUCUGACCUCAGAUAAUAUUUGCAACUGUAAUUAUUGUCUGUUAUAUUUUGGUGUCUUUUUCGCUCUAUGAAAGAAGGAUCGUGAAAAGAAGCAAAAGUUGUAUAUGGUUUUUAUUUACUAACAAAUUAUACCUAAUUGAUUGAUGAAAUCCUUGUUUUGUACCUUGCAGAGUAUAAAGGCAGAUCCUUUCACAAUACAAAACGUUUAUUUUCAUAUAAGAAGUCGAGGGGAACUUAAGGUCUCGAUCAGGGCUGCAACUAUUUGUCCUGUUGACAACAUUUACAAAAAAAGUUUGACAUAGAUCUCAAGUA